This is a messenger RNA of Hevea brasiliensis (rubber tree), 2368 nucleotides long. Its product is annotated as O-fucosyltransferase 7. Gene Ontology annotation, cellular component: cytoplasm. NCBI's taxonomy places the organism in Eukaryota, Viridiplantae, Streptophyta, Magnoliopsida, Malpighiales, Euphorbiaceae. The transcript has 12 exons. Bases 286 to 1908 code for a protein of 540 amino acids. The record is from RefSeq and is a predicted model, not a curated record.
AUCUAAUUCCAUUGCGACCUCUUUUCCUUCCCUCUCUAUAUAUCUUUUCUUCUCUUGUUUUACAGCUAAACCGAAACCCAAGCUGAAGUGGCAAGGCCAAGAAAAUCCGAAAACAAGAAAACAAAUUUGCCGACCCUUUUUCCCUCUCUCUUUCUCGCCGGAGCAUAGAACGAAACGGAGAGAUAAAUUUCUUUGCAGCGAUCCGGCUUUUAUCUUGGAUGGCUACCUCCCAUUUCGUAGUGUUUUAUAGUGUCUUGGUUUGAGAGAAGCCGGAAAGUGAAAAAGAUGCGGAAGCGGAGAUGGAGGGCGGUGCUGGUUUUGCGGAAGUUUCUAACGUGUGCUAUAUGCGUAAUAACGAUGACGGCUUUGCUCUCUGUACAUGUGCAGGUAUUCUCUUCCUCCAGAGCUCCUGACUUACCUGAUCCGUACAAGCUCCCCACUACUACCACUCAGCAGCUUGAUGUCAAUAAAUACUCAAGAUUGGGCAUUGAGCAAGAACAAAGCUGGAGCAGAGAGCAAACUCCACCCCAUUUGUCCAAACCACCUCUUCCUUCUCACAAGUUGGAUGGUGCUAGGGGGAAUUUGGAUUCCAAGCUAUGGAAGCCUCCAGCAAAUCGUGAUUAUUGGCCAUGUGUAGAGCCUGGUCCUAACUAUACAUCACCUGGGGAGUCAGAAGGUUACCUUCUAGUUCAUACAAAUGGUGGGCUCAACCAGAUGCGAGCUGGGAUUUGUGAUAUGGUAGCUGUUGCCCGAAUAAUAAAUGCCACUCUUGUUGUUCCUGAAUUGGACAAAAGGUCAUUUUGGCAAGACACCAGCAACUUUUCGGAUGUUUUUGAUGAAGAUCAUUUUAUCAAUGCUCUAGCCAGUGAUGUAAAAGUCAUAAAAAGGCUGCCUAAGGAAAUGUCUAGUGUUUCUAAAAUAGUUAAGCAUUUUAGAAGCUGGUCUGGUAUGGACUACUACGAAGGGGAGAUAGCAAGCAUGUGGGAAGAUUAUCAGGUUAUUCGAGCUGCUAAGUCUGACUCUCGCCUGGCAAACAACAAUCUCCCUCCAGAUAUUCAGAAGCUGCGUUGCCGUGCUUGUUAUCAAGCCCUCCGUUUUGCACCUCGAAUUGAAGAGAUGGGAAAAAUGUUGGUGGAGCGGAUGAGGUUAUAUGGUCCAUACAUUGCUUUACAUUUGCGAUAUGAAAAGGACAUGCUUGCCUUUAGUGGAUGUACACAUGGUUUAUCUAGUGCUGAAGCUGAUGAAUUGAAGAAGAUCAGAGAAGAAACUGCAUACUGGAAAGUAAAGCAGAUUGAUUCUAGGGAGCAGAGAUCCAAAGGUUAUUGCCCUCUAAUUCCAAAAGAGGUUGCUAUGUUUCUCACUGCACUGGGAUACCCCUCAAACACCCCAAUAUACAUUGCCGCAGGAGAGAUAUAUGGAGGUGAUUCUCACAUGGUCGACCUGCAAUCCCGCUAUCCCAUUUUAAUGAGCAAGGAAAAAUUGGCUUCUGCUGAGGAGCUUGAACCAUUUACUAAUCAUGCAUCUCAAAUGGCUGCGCUCGACUAUAUUGUUUCCAUUGAAAGUGAUGUGUUUAUUCCAUCAUACUCUGGAAACAUGGCAAGGGCAGUGGAAGGUCACCGUCGUUUUCUGGGACAUAGAAAAACAAUUUCUCCUGAUAGGAAACAACUUGUUCGUUUGUUUGACAAAAUUGAACGGGGAAAACUGAAAGAAGGUGAAAGUUUAUCAAAGAAUAUCAUUGAAAUCCACAAAAGACGGCAAGGAUCACCAAGGAGGAGAAAAGGUCCCAUCUCAGGAACAAAGGGCAUGGAUAGGUUUCGUUCUGAAGAAGCCUUUUAUGUAAAUCCCUUGCCUGAUUGUUUGUGUCAGAGGCAUUCACCGAAUCUGAACAUCUCUCUCGUGAUCAAAUAGUUUGGGUGCGGAAGAAUAAUUCCCUUUGGGAAAAAGUCCCUGUGAUGGCAGGAUACUGACAGUUUGACGAGUCAGCAUCUGUAGAAGCUUUUACAAACUGGUUGUGCCAUUAAGAGUUAGGGAUGCAGAUUCUGUAACCUUGAGUUUAGAUGAAGGGAUGAAAUAUUGGAGAUUUAGAUGAAAGAUUAUUUGCAGAAUGCAGUUGGCUGCAAGGAGGAAUGGGGAAUACCUGUAAACAGGACUUGCUUCUAUCAAGGAAUAUUGCAAGUGCUUGGACAUUACUGGCAAAAAUUUCAUUUACUGGCGUUUGGGAUUUCAUUGGGGAUGCGAUGCUUGUGUUACUGCUAAUCUCAGAAAUGAUGUUUCUUCUUUUUCCCCACUUUAUUUUUUUUAAUUCUUUUUUGAUGUAUCUAUUCUAUUGAUGGUCAUUCAAUGCAAUAAAAUGAAAAAAUUACUUGCC